Molecule: messenger RNA, 640 nt
Organism: Topomyia yanbarensis
Lineage: Eukaryota; Metazoa; Arthropoda; Insecta; Diptera; Culicidae
Gene: Nxt1
Product: NTF2-related export protein
Exons: 2
Coding region: 177-596 (139 amino acids)
Biological process (GO): protein import into nucleus
Cellular component (GO): nuclear pore central transport channel
Source: RefSeq, a predicted model, not a curated record
UGUCAUUUGUCAAAUCAACUCAAACAAAAUAAAUCGUAUCGCAGUGGCGUCUGGCGUCUACCUUCCGUCUAAAUAAUACCGCUUGAAAGUUUCAAAUCCAAAGCAAAUACGAAUUAAAUAAGCUGCUUUUAAACAGUGACUGAACAUUCAAUAUCCAACUAUUGUUCUACAUAAAAAUGACGACUGUUAUCGAACCGGAUCUCCGCACCAAAAUCGACACCGCUUGCCGGACUGCCGAAGAAUUCACCAAACUAUACUACGAAAGCGUUGAUAAAAAGCGCCACCAGAUGGCUCGACUUUACAUGGACAAUGGCCUGCUGGUGUGGAAUGGAAACGGUGCUACCGGCAAGGACAACAUUCAAAAAUACUUCCAGGAGCUGCCCAGAUCGGAACACAUUAUGAGCACCUUGGACGCGCAACCCAUUGUCGAUGAUGCCGUUUCGUCACAGUUGACCUUCAUUAUUCAGGUAUCGGGAACGGUCAAGUUCCAGGACAACCCGACGAAACCAUUUCAACAGACGUUCAUGAUUACGGCGCAGGGCGACAAGUGGAAAAUUGCUAGCGAUUGCUUCCGGCUACAAGAUGCAAUUUUCUAAGAAUAUGAUUGUGACGAAGAAUAUAUUUACUCAAUGUAACUUAG